Molecule: messenger RNA, 2685 nt
Organism: Penicillium manginii
Lineage: Eukaryota; Fungi; Ascomycota; Eurotiomycetes; Eurotiales; Aspergillaceae
Product: WD repeat protein
Exons: 3
Coding region: 1-2685 (894 amino acids)
Biological process (GO): positive regulation of transcription by RNA polymerase I; positive regulation of rRNA processing
Cellular component (GO): nucleolus
Molecular function (GO): RNA binding; protein binding
Source: RefSeq, a predicted model, not a curated record
AUGGCAAAGGAUUCGAGUCGACAGCAAAAGCGCUCUCGCGCUAGUGAUGCCGCUGAGAAGGUAUCACGACCAUCCGACGCAGGAACCAAACGACGUCGGACUUCAGAAACCCAUGAAGCCCAAGCUUCUGCGACAAAACCAUCUUCCGGUGCGAUCAAGAAGGUGCGCAAGAGUGAUGCCUCUUUAAUUGGUGAAGAGAAGAGCAGUGCCUCUGCGCCUUGGUCAUUCUCUCGCCCGGUGGGUGGCCGAUAUAGCAAUCUGGACCCCAUCGUGACCGAAGAUGAAGCAUACCUUUUCGUGGGCCUCGAAACAGCCGUGCAGGUUUUCGCAACCUCCACCUCCCGCCUGCUCCGUACUCUGCAGAUGGAGACUGGUCAGAAAGUUACCGGAUACAACUUGAGCCCCGUCGAUCCAAACGUCCUGUACAUCUUCACACCUGCGUUUGUCACAACAUGGAACUGGGAUACUGGAAAGCGACUCGCCCGCUGGGGAACAACCAACUCGACAAUCGCCGCCGAUGUGUCUGCAGGUGAGGGAACCUAUCGCGUCGCAUCAUACCUCAUUGGGCAGCCAAAGGAUGGGAAGCGACAGGUUCUUAUCAGUGCCCUCGGCGACAAGAAGCUUCCCGAUAUCGUUGCCCUUGAGACCAGCGAACAAAUCAACACAAUCCAGGUCGCCUAUGAAGGACGUGUUAUUAUUGUCAGUGAUGGGGUCCAUCUCUUCCUGGGAACCACUCCCAACGUUGACCUGGAAACCCCAGAGUCUACACAGUACACAUGGAGAGAGGCUACUCUGCCAGUAUCUGCGACCUGUCUUCAUCUGCGAGAAAAUCACGACGGAGUCAAGUCUACUCACGCCCCCGACGUCGUUGAUUUGGCAAUUGGUGAAGGAAACGGCUCGAUUCUCAUUUACCAAGAUAUUGCAAACACUCUUUUCGGUCGAAGUGCAGAGAAGAAGUCUCCACCCAGGAAACUUCACUGGCACCGAGGUGCCGUUAGCACUGUGCGGUGGUCUAAGGAUGGAAACUACGUUAUCUCGGGUGGUCAGGAAUCAGUCUUGGUUUUGUGGCAGCUCGAUACUGGCAGGAAGCAAUUCCUGCCUCAUUUAUCCUCUCCAAUUUGCAAUGUUGUCGUUUCACCGAACGGCAAUUCUUAUGUCGUGAAGUUGGCCGAUAACUCAGUUAUGGUUUUGUCUGCGAGAGAGUUGCAGCCUUUCGCCAAUGUCACCGGUCUUCAAUUAUCUUCGGAUGCCGGAGCCUACAAAGACUCUUCCUCGAAAAAGUCACACCGCGCCAUUGCCAAAUUACACCCCCAGCAUCCCGAGCGACUCCUUGUCGCUGUGCCCGCAUCUCACAUGUCUAAUCAGCAUGCUUCUCAACGACCAAGCUCAGCUGUCCUCCAGACCUUCGACAUUCGCGCAAACUCCCAUAUCUCUCGCCAGGCCCUGGCCCGAACCAACACAACAACGCUGAACAUGAGUCCAGAAGGCUCUCCAAUCGUGACCCCCGACGUCCAGCACUUGGAUAUUGUCGAAGAUGGAAAGUGGUUAGCAACCGUUGAUACAUGGACACCUCAUCACCAAGACCUUGGAACUGUCGAUAGCCCCCUGCGACGACCGGAAACAUUCCUGAAGUUCUGGAAGUGGAAUGCAUCCACCGAUAACUGGGAACUAGUGACUCGCAUCGACGCACCCCAUUUCAGCGAGAACCGCCACGCUUCGGUCCUCGGUCUCACGGCCCGGCCAUCCUGCCACGAAUUCACAACCCUCGGCGAAGACGCGAUCCUGCGCUUCUGGUGCCCAACCGCUCGGACCCGGAGCGGACUGAAGACAAAUGCCGAGGACCUGCACCAGGAUACAUGGAAGUGCCGAAGUGUCGUCGAUCUGAAGGGAUGUCUGAACAACGCAUCUGCACCUCUAUCCGUAGCCUGCAUGAGCUUUUCCGAUGAUGGCUCCGUACUCGCUGUCUGCCUUCCAUCCGACGCCGGUGCCAACGACGGUCUCGUCCUCUUGAUCGACGCGCGAACCGGCACAGUGCACUACCGCCGAACAGGCGUUUUCUUCGGAAACCCUUGCUCCGUCAAGUUCCUAGGCAAAUACUUGAUCGUGGCCUCGACCGGCUCAGUCGCUGUCUGGGACACCGUCGACGACGUCGUGAAGCCAAUCCAACUAGCCAAGCCCGGCAGCACCGUUGAUGUCAGCAACUCCCCCAUGCUUGCCGUGAAUGCCAGGACCCAGUCCUUUUCCAUCGCUGCCCGGGAACUGGACGGAAGUGCCAACAAGAGACGCCGCCGAGGCCGAUUCCACAUUCGCAUCUACGACAUUUCAUCCUUCGAGCUUGUUUUCCAAGAGAGUCUGGGAAAUCACCCGGUGGCUCUGCUUUCGGACGUUUACUCGGGAGAUUAUAUCGUGGUUGAUGCUGGCGGUAGCGUGCAGCGCCUGGGAUGUCUGGACAAGGCGUCGCAGAAGAGUUUGCAGCCUGAAGAGGUGACCAGCCACCUGAACUCUGGACUGGCGAAUAUUUUCAGCCGUGGGCAGGAUAAGGUUUCUGCGCAAGUCACUGAUGGCGAGAGCGCUGGGUCUUCAGGGAAGGGGUUGGCUGGUGUGUUUGGCGAUACGCCGUCAUUCUCUUUGCCUUCUAUUGGUGUUCUUUUCAGAAAUGUUGUUCAGACUUUGGGAUCUAGUUAG